AUGGCUUCUCGCCUCUUGCCCAGCGCUCUGGUUGUCGCAGCCUUCAUGCUGCUGGGAUCCUUGGUGGCUCGAAGCUUCGUGUCCCCGCCAGCAAGCAGCAGAACGACUGCCAAGGCACUGCACGCAUUGCCCCAGCCUGGGCAAAAGACAGACGCAAAGAAGGAAGAGGGUGGCUUCAAGAUGCCAAAGCCCGACAUGCGCCUGAUGAACGAGCAGUCCAAGACUGGACUGUCCUACGAUCAGGACCAACGAGUCAACAUGUGGGGUCUCGAGCCAGAGGUGAAGUUCCAAGAGAGCGAUAGCGAAAUGUUGCCAGCCACCAUUUACUUCCCAGUCAUCAUCGCGCUGACCAUUGGCAGUAUCUUCUUCUUCGCGAAGCUUUUUAACGACGACCCUCGAUUUGGAGGCGCGCUCGGCGAUGACGCGCGCCUAAUCAAUGAGUGGGGCUAG
Messenger RNA from Symbiodinium pilosum, 450 nucleotides. NCBI's taxonomy places the organism in Eukaryota, Dinophyceae, Suessiales, Symbiodiniaceae. The record is from the annotation of a GenBank genome assembly.